GCGAACUUUUAGUUGAUUUUUCGUGUGGCUGCUGCUGCUGCUUACUUUGCCUUUUUGUUUAUAUGGCUAACUCGACAACAAACUGAUAACAAUGCGGGCGCGCAAAUAAAAGCAACACAACAUAAAAUGCGGCUGACAAGAAAACAAAACUACUGACGAAUUAGCAUAAUUAAUGCGCAAAUGACAAUGUGAGAGAUGGAAAAAUAAACAGCAACAACAACAACAAGUUCAAACACAAAUAGCCAACAGCGUAACCCAAAACCUCUUACGAGUAAAAUUAACAAGCAGCAGCCACAAAUUCAAAUGAAGCGACGCCGCUCACAAAGCGCCAAGAAAUGUGCAUCUUCAACUGAGAUUCGAUUCAAGGCAAUUGCAUAAGCUUUCGCCGCACUACAGCGACAAAGUCUGUCCAAAGUCUGACCUCAUUUCUAAUUUAAAAACACAUUAGUUGCAAUUGUCGGCUCAAGAUGGACGCCUGGGAGCUGCUGCAGCAACUUUAUGUGAACUUAGUGUGCAUGUUCAAGAUCUACUUAAAGUUUGUGCUCUUGACGAUAGUGAUUUACUUUGUGGCCGAGUGGUACAUAACACGUUACGGUGUCGAGCUGGAGGAUCAGCUGGAUGGACGCGUCGAUGAGAACCAAAGACCUGGCUCCAAUAGCACGCUCAACAAAGUAUUUCGCUUUAUAGUGAAUUUUUUGAUUCUCUAACAAGCAACGAGCAAAGAAACUGAUGUCUAACACAAAUACUCUGCAGGAUUUUUAAUUUUAGUACUUUAUCUAUUUGUUUUCCAACUAUCAGUACUAUUUUCUAACUUCUUGUAUACUUUAUAACUUUAUUAUAUUAUAAAUUUUGGAAGGUCAGCUCAUAAUCUAAAACGGAAUCACAAUUCGAUUUGCUUGAACGGAACGGCAGGCAGGUCCCCUCAAGGCCUUUCAGAGAAUGCUUAAGCUCCAGUAACCAGUUCAGUUGUUUCAACAAAAGCAUUCCUUUUGUUACUUGCAAUUACAUAGCCAUAACAAUAACAAUCACAGCAGCAACAACAACCACAACAACAACAAUAUUACAAUAAAAAAUAACAAAAACGAGUUGAGCGACUUUUGCCGUUUUUUCGUUUAACAAUAAACAUUUUGCAUGCAACAUUUUAUUCUUUGAUUUCUUAAGAGCGCUGAGUUUUUAUGUUUGUUCCAAUGGUAAACCGCACAAAUUGCAGUGUCAUAUAAAAAAAUUGAGUGAACGCAACGGUAAAUUUAGCCAAAAUGGCGUUUCAGGCAAAUUGCAAAUAAGUUGCGAAUUUUUAUCAGUUUAUCAUAUUUAUUUUUAAUAGACUUUUCUGCAAGCUGCUGAUUUGCAACUACCCAUGCUACUGUUGUGUUAAUUAUAGUUGAAGUUAAAAAUUGCACAUAUAAUUAAAUCGCAACGAAAAAUAGUUUUAAGAGAUCAACAACAAAAAAGUAAAACAGCUGG
This is a messenger RNA of Drosophila busckii, 1464 nucleotides long. RefSeq lists its product as uncharacterized. The record is from RefSeq and is a predicted model, not a curated record. Bases 468 to 707 code for a protein of 79 amino acids. The transcript is spliced from 2 exons. Lineage: Eukaryota; Metazoa; Arthropoda; Insecta; Diptera; Drosophilidae.